CCAGCCCAAGGACAGCCCAGUCCCACUGAUUCUCAAAUAGCUAGACUCCAUAGCAGAACAAGCGCUCGCCCUAUUCCGGCGCGAAACCCUUCUUCUUCAACCCUAUUCUCGCACGAAGCCCUUCGUCUUCCACACUUCGAACCAGCAUGAGCCCUUCGCCGCUUCACGAGUUUGUCAGGAGCUUACCCUUCCAACCAGCAGCAGGAGCUUCGUGAGUUGGUCUUCCACACUGCGAACCACCAGGAGCCCUUCGCGAGUUUGUCAGGAGCUUCGUGAGUUCGUCGUUGACAUUUCGAACCAAAAGGAGCUCUUCGCAAGCUCGUCUUCAAGCCUUCGUGAGUUCAUCUGCUUCGAAGUUUGAACUCGUUCAAUUUCUCAGGGGACUUGCAUUAAUGGGUGAGUUGCCUAUACAAAAGCCUUCCUCUGCCUUGGCGUUGCCAGGGUCUCAGGCUCAGGAAGACCAAGGAUCAACUUUUAAAGCUUCUGGAGAUUCAAAGCCAAAGAAAAAGAUUUGCUGUGCUUGUCCUGAUACUAAGAAGCUGAGAGAUGAAUGCAUUGUAGAGCAUGGUGAAGCUGCUUGUACAAAAUGGAUUGACGCUCAUCGUAAGUGUCUUCGUGCUGAGGGCUUCAACGUUUGAAAUUUUCGUAGAAAAUAGUUUAGAUAAAGUGGGAGAUGAAACAAGUUUUGGGAACUAAUUCUUCACUUAGGAAUUAUAAUUAUACCUGAUGAUAUAAGUUUUACUGAAAAAUCAGGAAUAAAGCAACGGAGAUUGGCUUGUUGAACUGAUGGAAGGUAGCCAAAUUUUUUUUUUUUUUGUAUACUUUCAUAUUCUUGAAUUAUGAGGUUGUUACCUCUACUUAUAAAAAAACAGAAAGUGGAGAAAAAGCAGUAAUUAGCAUGUAUUUGCAUGCCCUGCUUUCUUUGCCUUUUCAUUGAGUUGAUUAGAAUGGGGAGCAGUUGGCCUCAAAAUUUUUGCAGGCUUUCUUGAA
This is a messenger RNA of Malania oleifera, 990 nucleotides long. Its product is annotated as cytochrome c oxidase copper chaperone 1-like. The transcript has 2 exons. Gene Ontology annotation, cellular component: mitochondrial intermembrane space. The record is from RefSeq and is a predicted model, not a curated record. NCBI's taxonomy places the organism in Eukaryota, Viridiplantae, Streptophyta, Magnoliopsida, Santalales, Ximeniaceae. The coding region runs from base 393 to 638 and encodes 81 amino acids. Gene Ontology annotation, molecular function: copper ion binding; copper chaperone activity.